AUGGCAAUGCUAAUUGAAGCUAAUAAAACAUCCUCGAAUGUAAGUUUGGAUGAGAGAGAUCUAAGUGGAUCAGAGCGAAUCUUUCAUGGCGUAACACAUAAACCGCAAUUAUUUGCAUUUCUGUAUAAUAAACGUUAUGCAAAUUUGAAUACUUUAUUUUCAUCAGUUGAUUUAAAGGCUAACCGAGAACAAUUGCUCUAUGUAAUUUUAGUUCUAUUGGCUUUUUACUUGUUAUUUGGAUGUUUUGCUGAGCUAAUUUGUAAUAUUUUUGGAUUUGCUUAUCCAGCUUAUGCAUCUGUUAAAGCAAUUCGUACACCAAAUAAAGACGAUGACACACAAUGGCUAAUGUAUUGGACAGUUUUUGCUACAUUUUCUAUAGCUGAUUCUAUUGCAUCUGUAAUUACACAUUUUUUUCCCAUAUAUUGGAUAUUUAAGGCAACAUUCUUACUUUAUCUUUAUCUUCCAAACUGUAACGGAACACAAAUGUUAUUUUAUAAUGUUGUUAAUCCAACAAUUUCAACAAUUGAUGAUUUGAUUAAUGCUUAUAUGAGAAAGUAA
This is a messenger RNA of Brugia pahangi, 558 nucleotides long. The record is from the annotation of a GenBank genome assembly. NCBI's taxonomy places the organism in Eukaryota, Metazoa, Nematoda, Chromadorea, Rhabditida, Onchocercidae.